This is a messenger RNA of Lolium perenne, 1979 nucleotides long. Its product is annotated as E3 ubiquitin-protein ligase PUB23-like. NCBI's taxonomy places the organism in Eukaryota, Viridiplantae, Streptophyta, Magnoliopsida, Poales, Poaceae. The record is from RefSeq and is a predicted model, not a curated record. Gene Ontology annotation, biological process: protein ubiquitination. Gene Ontology annotation, molecular function: ubiquitin protein ligase activity.
CCUCUCCCUCUCUAAUUUCUCCCCCUAUAAAAGGGCACUCUCACCCGUCUCCUUCACCUCCAGAAGCUUUCUCGUUUCAACCGGAGACAUUUCCUGCUCGCUGCUUCUCCUAGCUUCAUGUGUACAUAGCUAGCUAGACUAGAUAGACAGAUACAUACAUAGUACUACUGAGGUUUAUACGAUCGAUCGAAAAGCAAUGGAUGCAUCGGCGGCGCAGGUGGACGUCCCCUCCUACUUCCUGUGCCCGAUCUCCAUGGAGAUCAUGCGGGACCCCGUCACGCUCUCCUCCGGGAUCACCUACGACCGGGACAGCAUCGAGCGCUGGGUCUUCACCGACGGCCACGGCGAGUGCCCCAUGACCAAGCAGCAGCUCGGUGCCGCCGACCGGGAGCCCACGCCCAACCACACGCUCCGCCGCCUCAUCCAGGGCUGGUGCGCCGUGCACGCCGUCGAGCGCUUCCCCACCCCGCGCGCGCCCGUCGACGCCGCGCGCGUCGCCGCCAUCGUCGACGCGGCCAGGCGGGGCCACGACCUGCUGGCGGCCUCCCUCAAGGAGCUCGCGGACAUCGUCGCCGAGAGCGACUGCAACCGCCGCUGCGUCGAGGCCGCGCCCGGCACCGUCGCCUUCCUCGUGUCCGUCCUCAAAAAGCACGCCGCGGAGGACGCGCCCAAGCAGACUUCAUUAGGGUCCCAGUCCCAGGAGGAUCAGAUGUACCGCGCCGUGCUGGCUUCGCCGAAGGCGAGCUCGCCGGAGGACACGGCCCUCAGCAUCCUGCAUUCGCUUAGGCUCUCCGAGGAGAGCUGGAAGAGAAUCCUGGAGCGCGGCGACAACUUCUUGGACACCAUGGCGUCCGUGCUGCGGCGGCCCAGCCACCUCUCGCGCAUGUACGGCAUCCAGCUCCUCAAGGCGGCGGUCUCCGAGAUGCCGCCGGCGCAGCUGACCUCGGCCAGCGCCGAGCUGGUGGAAGGGGUGGUGUCGGUCGUGACGGACAAGCUUUCCACGAAGGCGGUCAAGAUCGCGCUCCACGUGCUCUGCCGGCUAUGCCUGUGGGGCCGGAACCGCGUCAAGGCCGUCGAGGCCGGCGCGGUGGCGGCGCUCGUGGACCUGCUCCUCAACGAGUGCUGCGGCGGCAGCAAGCAGGCGUGCGAGCUCGCGAUCGUCGUGCUGGACCAUCUAUGCGGCUGCGCCGAAGGGCGUCUGGAGCUCGUGGCGCACCCGGCGGGGCUGGCCGUCGUGGCGAGGGCGGUAACGCGGCUGUCCGCCGCGGGGACGGAGAGCGCGGUGCGCGCUCUGCACGCUGUGGCGAGGCACUCGGCGACGCCAGCGGUGCUGCAGGAGAUGCUGGCGGUCGGUGUGGUCGGAAGGCUGCUGUUCCUGGUGCAGGCCGGAGCCGCCGGCGACCGCCCCAGGGAGAGGGCGAGGGAGAUGCUCAAGAUGCACGCAAGGGUCUGGAGGGGAUCGCCGUGCUUCUCGUCGCACUUGAAUGCUUCCUACCCUUCGUGAUAUCACAUGCACGCAAGUAUAUUCUCUUCUUCGCCUUAUCACGGGAUCAAUCCGGAAAAAAAUCCUAUGAGACCGGGUCUAAUACCCAGCAUGAUAGACCCACCCUGAUGGAUGACACCUGGCUUAUCCGAAUCUUCAUGCACGUAAAUCCCCAUUAAUUUCAAUCCCGAUUUUUCAGCCUUUGUUUCCAUCUGCUUAAUAGACCGCCAGGUGUCAGCCAUCGGGGUGGGUCUAUCAUGCUGGGUAAUAGACCCGGUCUCAUAGGAUUUUUUUCCGGAUCGAUCCUGCAUGGCAGUUUGGUAGACGUGGUCUAAGGCUUUCUAAUUGGCCAUUUUUGGUGUGAAGAUUGUAUUGAUUGUUGUUCCAACUUACAACCAGCCGGGAAGAUUGAUAUACACCUAGUAGCUCUCUAAAAUGGGGAGGAUUCAAGUGUACAUUGGAAUUGGAAAAUAAUACUGGGGAUAAUUCAAGUGUA